Molecule: messenger RNA, 819 nt
Organism: Penicillium longicatenatum
Lineage: Eukaryota; Fungi; Ascomycota; Eurotiomycetes; Eurotiales; Aspergillaceae
Product: SDR family NAD(P)-dependent oxidoreductase
Exons: 1
Coding region: 1-819 (272 amino acids)
Molecular function (GO): oxidoreductase activity, acting on the CH-OH group of donors, NAD or NADP as acceptor
Source: RefSeq, a predicted model, not a curated record
AUGGAUGUACCCGGCAUCGCAUUGAUCACAGGAGCCGCCUCAGGUAUCGGCAAAGCCUGCGCAAACGCCUUCGCCAACGAUGGUGCCUCCGGCCUCGCCCUCCUCGACAUCAACUCAGAGGCCCUAGACGCAGUCAAGGCCGAAAUCGAAGCAAAGCAAAAGCAAAAAGGCGUGACCAACCUCAUCCGCAUCGAAGUCUUCCCGACCAAUAUCGCAGAUGAAACCAGAGUCAACGAAGUAGUCGAAGAAGUUGCAAAGAAAUUCGGUCGCAUCGGCUACGUAGUCAACGCAGCCGGUAUCGCCAUGAAACACCAAGGUGGUGCAGCAUCCUGCGAAACAAGCGACUGGGAACGCAUCCUCAACAUCAACCUGUCCGGGACAUUCUUUGUUCUUCGCGCUGCGGCUAGAAUCAUGCUUAAGCAGGACCCUAUUCUGUCCAGUAUUGAUGGAAGACCUAUACAGCCGGGAUCGAUUGUCAAUUUCUCUUCUAUCCAGGGUGUUGUUGGGAUCCCGCUGUCGACGGCUUAUACGACAAGUAAACAUGCUGUUAUCAGGUUGACGAAGACUGCGUCGGAUGAUUAUGCCAAUCAGGGAUUGAGAAUCAAUGAUAUUUGUCCGAGUUAUACUGAGACGCCGCUUACGACCAAGUCGCCGCAGAUUUUGCAGGCGAUGAUUGAGCGGGUUGGGAGUAUGGUGCCUAUGGAGCGGAUGGGGAGACCGGAGGAGAUUGCUGAUGGAGUUUUGUAUCUUGCUGGUGGGCGCAGCUCUUUUGUGACCGGGUCUUCGUUGAUGGUGGAUGGUGGUUAUACGGCGCGGUAG